Eimeria mitis is the source of this 345-nucleotide messenger RNA. RefSeq lists its product as uncharacterized. Bases 1 to 345 code for a protein of 114 amino acids. NCBI's taxonomy places the organism in Eukaryota, Apicomplexa, Conoidasida, Eucoccidiorida, Eimeriidae. The transcript has a single exon. The record is from RefSeq and is a predicted model, not a curated record.
AUGCUGCUGCUGCUGCUGCUGAAGCAGCAGCAGCAGCAGCAGCAGCAGCAGCAGCAGCGGCAGCAGCAGCAGCAGCAGCAGCAGCGGCAGCAGCCGCUGCAGCAGCAGAAGCGUUCUCAUCUUUUGGGUGGCGAGCGCUCACUGUGGGGCUGCUGCUGCUUCUUGUUUUUGCUGCUGCAGUUGCUGCUGCUGCUGCUGCUUCUGCUGCUGCAGUUGCUGCAGCAGCAGCAGCUGCUGCAGUUGCUGCAGCAGCAGCAGCUGCUGCAGUUGCUGCAGCGGCAGCAGCUGCUGCAGUUGCUGCAGCAGCAGCAGCUGCUGCAGCAGGAGACAUUUAUACUGCGGUAA